Messenger RNA from Monopterus albus (swamp eel), 3241 nucleotides. RefSeq names its product Rho GTPase activating protein 4a (gene arhgap4a). The transcript has 22 exons. Lineage: Eukaryota; Metazoa; Chordata; Actinopteri; Synbranchiformes; Synbranchidae. The record is from RefSeq and is a predicted model, not a curated record. Bases 279 to 2789 code for a protein of 836 amino acids. Gene Ontology annotation, biological process: signal transduction.
GUACAGUCACACACUGAUGCCUGAAACUGAAUGUGUGAGUGAAAUGAGGGGUGAGAAAGCAAACGCAUUAGAGCAGUUUGUAUGUGUGUGUGUGUGAGAGAGAGAGUGUGUCAGAGAUGAGUUCCACUCCACCCACAUUCAUCGUGUCCAAAGUGAGGGGGAGGUGAAACAGUUGAGAGCUUACUGUUCUAUUAACUGGCAUUAUUUAGUUGCCUCAGUCUGGAGAAGCAACUAGUCAGGACUGCUCCUUAUCAGAAUUUCACCCAGUUGCAGCAACGAUGGCUUCCCAUGUGAAACUUCGUAAGGAAAGGGUCGGUAUGGUGGACUAUGACACACAAAUAAAAGAGGUGCGAUGCCAGCUUGUAGAUCAACUUAAAGUGUUAGACUUUCAUCUUGAGCAGAAGAGCCAGCAGCUGCAGGACCUAAUAGACUACCUGCGACGAAGGGGUGAGAUAGAAAGCGAGUACGCCCGCUCUCUGGAAAAACUUGCUGAACGGUUUACUUCCAGGAUUAAGAGGAAGGAGCCCAGUAGUCACUCUGUAGCACAAGUCUGGCUGACUCUGCUGUCCCAGACCCGCCAAGAAAGUAGGGACCACAGCGGACUAAGUGAGCGCUGCAGUAAUUUACUCAUCCAGCCACUCACACACUGUCUGGAGUACACACAACGUCUUGCCAAGAAGAGUAAAGACAUCUGUAUUCAGCUACAAGACGGACUACUCAAGGUUACCACUGAACUACAGACUACAUGGCGAACGUACUACCAGUACCACUCAGACUAUGUGUGUGCAGAGGGGAAGCUAAAGGAGGCAGAGAGACAGGAGGAAAAGCAGAAGCAGAGCGCUGCUAAAAAACUGGAGAGGUUGAUAGAAAAGAGACAAUGUAAGGCCCAAGAGAUAUAUGUGAAAUGCAGCAAGGCCAGAAACGAAUACCUACUAAACUUAGAGGCAGCCAAUACCUCCAUGAAUAAGUAUUACCUCCAAGACAUCUCCACUCUCAUCAAUUGUGCAGAUGUAGGGUACCACCUCUCUGUGAGCCAGGUGAUGCAGGCAUACCUGUCCAGUCACUGGCGAUCCCAACAGAACAUGAGCACAGGGCUGCAGCACCUUCAAGGGGUUGUGUCUGGACUGGACCAGAGUCAGGACAGGGACACCCUGCUGCAGGACCACUAUAACGCCUUUUCUCUGCCUCUUCGUUUCCUCUAUCAGCCCCACGAAGGAGACCAGGUUUCUGAAGUAAGUGCAGAGUGUGAGAUGAGAUGUGAGCUGGAGACCAGAUUCAAACAGAUACAGGCCAGACUGAAAGCACUCACCCAGGAAACUGAGGAGGCUAGUAAGGGCAUGCUGUCAGCCCAGUCCUCCCUGCUGGAGAGUAUCGGUGAUGAUGACUUGGAGCCCAGCAGCGGUUCAUCUCAGGACAGCAGCACUGAAAACUUGACGGUCAAGCCCAGUGUGGCCCGACGCAGGUCCAACCAGCAGGAAAUAGAAAACCUCUACUUCAUUAAACUAAAAGAGUACCUUGUUGGCAGUUCCCUGGUCUCUAAAUUGCAAGCCAAACAUGACUUGCUAAAAGUGGCUGUAGAAAAAGCUGAAGCAUCCAAUGGGCAUAAGCCUAGAGCCAAUGGAAAGUUUAUGCGCAUCAGGAGGAAUCAAUCAAGUGCCAAUUUGGUGCCCAACCAUAAACUUUUUAAUGGAGACAUGCUGUCCUUCAUAGAGGCAUCGGGACAAGAAAUUCCACUUGUUGUUGAAAGUUGCAUUCGCUUCAUCAACCUCCAUGGUCUUCACCAUGAAGGAAUCUUUAGAGUGCCGGGUUCUCAGGUAAAGGUCAAUAACCUGAGGGAUGCAUUUGAGCGAGGAGAGGAUCCCCUGGUCGAUCAGAGCUGUGACCUGGACUCUGUGGCUGGAGUGCUGAAGCUCUACUUCCGAGGUCUGGAGAAUCCCCUCUUCCCCACUGACAGCACCAGCCAGCUCCUGGAGUAUGCUCAAAUAAAUGAUGAGGCAGAGAGAGCAGCUCAGCUCAAAAGGGUCAUCUCUUCCUACCCAGAGCCUGUUAUCAUUGUAAUGAGAUAUCUCUUUGCAUUCCUUCAUCAUGUGUCUCAGUACAGUGAUGAGAACAUGAUGCAGCCUUACAACCUGGCUGUGUGUUUUGGCCCCAGCUUAGUCAGAGGAGCUCAAGAUGAUGAUGUUGUCAUGCUGCAACCUCAGAUUAAUGCCCUAGUGAAGAGCAUCAUCCUCCAACAUGAAAAUAUUUUCCCCAGCCAGAGUGAAGUGCAAGGACCGGUGUAUGAGCAAUGCAUGACACUUGAAGAGGAUGAUGGGGAGCCCAUCAUUGAAGAAGAUGUAGAACCAGAGUACACCAGUAGCAAAGACGAGUUGGAAACAGGAUCUUUAGGUGAUGUCGGCAUCAGCUCCUUUGCAGCAGCACCACAGAAAAAUACAGAACGUCCCAGAGCCAACAGCAGCGGCUCCAUUGAUAAAAAGAGGAUAUCAGCAGCUGCUUCAGGUGCAAAGCUAAUGCUUCAAAUUCCUGUUGGGCCACAGAGCAGACCAAGGAGAGCCCCAUCUCCUGGCUAUGUGCGCAGAGAGCUCCUGGAGCACUUGCCUUCAGAGGAUAAUACUGCUCAAGUUGACAAGGUGGUCUGUCAACAGAUGGCCUCCGUCUUCAAGGAGCUCGUCUCACGGCAAGCGUCGCAGGAGUCGUCCUUCAACCUUUCCUCUUCCUCUGCACCAGCUUCCCAAAGUAAAGGGAAGCGAGAUGGGCGCAAGGGGAGAGGAGCUCUUCAAAGUAGCUGAUCCACUGGACUGUGAACAAUGGCAUUGGUAGAUGACAUGAAAAAAGAGAUGCUACAUUUGAAAACUGAGGUGUAGGGUAAUAUGCUCUGAUGAUAGCUUUCAGCUGUAUCUGUUUCUAGGAAACUUGAAAUUGCUGACACAUCUGUCAGUUCUGCGACGCCCUUGGCUUCAUUCCAUAGGGUGGCUCCCUAUUCAGAAGCCCUUUUGUACACAGUAGAAGAUCACUGUUGUGUCUGCCAAACUGUGGAUUACUUGAAAUGUACAGAUGUUUGUUUGACUUUAUACCUGCAUUAUUAUUGUUUUUAGUCAGUAGAUGCACAUCUACACACAAUCAUGCUUAUAAUCUUCAUCAAAUGUCUGUUUACUAAAAUAAGAUGAAAUCAUAAAGUCAAAAGCUGUAAGGUACAGUGUAUAUCAAGGCUACCAGCUAAAUAAAUAUUGUGUGUAUUCUC